CUAGUUGUAAAAUUAGGCAGACGUGUACUGGUGUUAAAACUUAAAUUCACAUUGUAUUUACAUCAUUUGUCAGUGUCCAUGUAGAUGACCAUUGUAGGCCUAAAAUUGAAUUCUUAACAUAUAGAAAAAUAAGCAAAAGAUAAAGAUAUUGUGGAAAAGCUAUCAGUGACUCCCUCUGUAGCUAUAAGCAAGUAGCAUGUCAGUUUCAAUCUCUAUCCCAGAACUGCUGCAGACACCAGUAAAGAGGAGGAGUCUGUGGCGGGAAUGGAAUCAGCUACCAAGAUUUCUUCGACUUGUGUUACUUCUUAUGUUUGCAAUGACUGGUUUUUCAGUGGUUUAUCUAUACUCAAUACUUUCGGCAGAACUUCCUUCAGUGAAAAAGAGCAGAGAUUUUACACAGAAGCAUUUUGAACAAAAUAUUAUCCCUACUGAAAGGAAGGAGUCAGUUGCUGAAGUUCAGCAAAUUGAACCCCCUCAUAAUAAGAGCAAGGAAGAGGGCAAAGAUUUACUGAAAAAGUUUUCCAUUCGGAAUGAAAUAAAACGUUUCGAAAUUGAAGAAGCAGGUCCUACUAAUCAAUAUCAAGAGGCAGUUGUCGAAGCCUUCAAGCAUGCAUGGAAAGGAUACCGAGAGUAUGCAUGGGGUCAUGAUCAUCUGAAGCCAAUCUCCAAGUCUUUCCACAAUUGGUUUGGUAUUGGACUCACAUUAAUUGAUGCUCUCGAUACUAUGUAUAUUAUGGGAUUGAAAGAAGAAUUUCAGGAAGCCAGGGAAUGGGUGGCUAAUAAGUUAGAUUUUAAUAUCAACAAAGAUGUGAAUUUCUUUGAAACUACAAUUCGUGUACUGGGUGGACUUCUAAGCACAUAUCAUCUGUCACAGGACAAAAUGUUUUUAGAAAAAGCAGUGGACAUUGCCAACCAUCUGAUGCCCUGUUUCAAGACUAGAUCAGGCGUUCCAUAUUCUGAUGUUAACCUGAAAACUGGCUUUGCUCAUGCUCCUCUUUGGGGCUCUGACAGUUCGGUGUCUGAAGUGUCAACUGUACAGUUGGAGUUUAGAGACCUUAGUCGAGUCACUGGCAGUCCUAAAUAUGAAGAGGCAGCUUUCCAUGUUUCGAAAUACUUACAUACUUUGCCUAAAAAAGAUGGACUAGUGCCGAUGUUUAUCAAUGCUGAUAAGGGCCACUUUCGUACCCAUUCUACUCUAACCCUUGGUGCACGAGCAGAUACUUAUUACGAGUAUCUUCUGAAACAGUGGAUCCAAACAGGAAGGAAUAUAUCAUGGUUAAAAGAAGAUUACAUGGAAGCAGUAGAAGGAGUCAUGAAAAACCUCGUUCGGAAAAGUCAACCAAAGCAAUUGGUUUUUGUAGGUGAGCUCUUGAGUGGAAGAAACUACAGUCCAAAAAUGGACCAUUUAGUUUGCUUUCUGUCUGGUACCCUGAUUCUCGGUUAUCAUUACGGAAUGCCUACCUCCCACCAAAGGCUUGCUGAGCAACUCAUGGAAACAUGCUAUCAAAUGUAUGCCAGUACUGCAACAUUUCUUAGUCCUGAAAUAGCAUACUUCAAUAUGAAAGACGGAGGAGGUUCAGAUAUCAUUAUUAAGAGCAAUGAUGCCCAUAACCUCUUACGCCCUGAAACUGUUGAAAGCUUGUGGUAUAUGUAUUACUUCACUCGUAAUGAGACAUAUCGCAGGUGGGGAUGGAACAUUUUUCAAGCAUUUGAACGUUAUACAAAAGUUAAAACGGGGGGUUACACCACAAUUGGAGAUGUGCGAAAUCCUCUCUUUGUACGUCCCCGUGACCUCAUGGAAAGUUUUUUCCUCGGAGAGACUUUGAAAUAUUUUUAUCUUCUGUUUAGUGACAAACAAGAAUUGCUUUCAUUGGAUAAACUUGUUUUUAAUACGGAAGCACACCCUCUGCCUAUUUAUAACAAUAGAUAACAGUGAAGUAAAUUAAGUUUGGCAUUUUAACAUGUUGUACAUAAAAAAAUUUACAUUUGUGGUUUUUAACUGUCUUAUGGUUUAAUUUACAGGUAUAAGGGUUGGUAGUAAAUACAAAAUUGUGAAUUUUGUGAGGGAAGUUAUCACACUAAAGAUUAUUCAAGUGAUAAUCUACACACGGUAUGUAAACUCACAAUUAUAAAUUUGAUAUUAAACUAUAAAACAAAGUAAAAACGUUUGCUUAGAUGUACCGUGGGGAAAAAAUAGGAAAAGUAUCAUUUAACUAUUUUUAAUUGCUUUACAGUGUAUUUUCUUAAAAUCAAAUAAAAAACAAAGACUUGCUUGUUGAAAAUUUAUUAAGCCUUAGGUAAGAAUACGUUUCUUUACUUUGGGAAAAAUUUAAUUUUGUAUGUAUAUUUAAGGAGUAAUCUUGUAACAACUUUUUGAUUCAAUGGAAGCAUGUCGUGUUAAACUUUUGUGAUUGAAAAAAUUAUUUCGUUAAAACUUAAAGAUUUAAUAAAUACCAAUAAGCUAUAUAGAAUUAUCUUGCACAUAUAUGAACUAUAAAAAGAAACCUUUAUUAAGAUUAAAGAAGCAAUGCUGUCACAUUAUUGUUUGUGAUAUUGUAAAUAUUUAUUCAAAUAAUACAAUAUUUUCUAAACUUAUUCUUUAAAAAUAGUUGAUAUUACACUUAAACAGAAAAGUACAAAAUCCUAGUAAAUAACAGAAUUUAAUAUUGUAAUUCUCUUUACUAUUACUUAUUGGACACUUUGUAUCUUGUAUAGGUAGAUUAAUAUAGUGGUAAUUAUAUCACCUUCCCUGUAUAAAUCCUGCCACUGUGUGGAUCCCUUUAGAGCCAUUGAAGAUCCAGAUAGUAGCAUGCAAAGGUGGAGGAUAUGAGUUAUAAUAUUGGUUGGGCUUUGUAUUAUUUUACCUUAGCAUCUUGGUAUUUAUGUCGAAACAUCACAUUGUGGGCAGGAAUGCUAACUUUAAGGACAGUUUCGCUGUCUCCCCUAUUGAUGUAAUGUAUUCUAUUAUUUCUUCCUGCUUUUUUAUUUAUUUUUUCUUUCUUGUGAGCAACCACCAUCCCACAUCUUACUGCAGACAGUAAAAUGUGGGACAUUGUGGACUAGAGCACCCACAUCUGCUCAGUAUUUUUAUUUUAUUUUCUUAAUCAUGUGAGGCCAGUGAAGUUGAGAUUAAACUGGAUAGACAAUGUAUCCCCAAUGCAGUUUGGGUUUUACUUCCGCCAGUACCUCUAAAAACCCAGGCAUGUUACCUGGUGACCCACCUUAUGAUUUGUGCCCAGGUGUUGGAUGUUUGUAUUGUGGCUACGAUUGUUUUUUUUUCUCUCUCUCUCUCUCUCUCAUGAAAUUACAUUUAAUUAUAUAUAUAUGCAUAUACCAUUGUAUAAUGAAGCUUGGCAUGAUGGAUAAUAGUUAACAUAGUUAGUGUUUUAAACAAAUUGAUUUUAGUGUUAUUAGUAUGAAACACCACCCGUAGGGUAGCUGUUUGUGCUAGUAAUUACUAAUCGUAGUAUUAAACUAAUGUUUUUAUGUAUUAAAAGUGGUACCACUU
This is a messenger RNA of Limulus polyphemus (Atlantic horseshoe crab), 3508 nucleotides long. Its product is annotated as endoplasmic reticulum mannosyl-oligosaccharide 1,2-alpha-mannosidase-like. Lineage: Eukaryota; Metazoa; Arthropoda; Merostomata; Xiphosura; Limulidae. Gene Ontology annotation, cellular component: membrane; endoplasmic reticulum. Gene Ontology annotation, biological process: carbohydrate metabolic process; N-glycan processing. The record is from RefSeq and is a predicted model, not a curated record. Bases 197 to 1930 code for a protein of 577 amino acids. Gene Ontology annotation, molecular function: mannosyl-oligosaccharide 1,2-alpha-mannosidase activity; calcium ion binding. The transcript is spliced from 11 exons.